AAUCUUCUAUACUAGUUAACCAACUUACGUGGCUAGGUCGAGUGUUUUGAAUGAGUAAACAACGGUAAAAUAGAUAACGUUAAAUUAUACUUAAUCCUAACAAUAUGCAGGAGCCAUGAUUACUUUUCUUAACUUGUAGCUAGAUAGCAUUAGCCAAUUCUUUAGCCACCUUUUGUUUUGGCGUAUUUCCACUAAGGACUUACCCGAAUUAAUUACAUUUUUCCAUCUACGAGGGCCGGCACACGUUUCAUUGGGCCACGGCUUCGGCAGACCUACUAUUCUUAUUUGGUGCCUGGCCACUGGUACUUUUCAGCUGGCAUUAACAGCUGAGAACAUGGAAUAACAGUCCACGAACUGAUCAAGUGCUGAACCAGAGAUGAAGCUGUUCUCAGUGUCCCACAAGACGGCAUUUGUGGUCGACCACUGCCCUUACAUGGCCGAGUCCAGCAGGCAGCAGGUGGAGUGUGACGUGUUGACCAAGAGCCGUGGCCAGGGCGUGAUCCCCCUGGCCCCGGUCUCCAAAUCCCUGUGGACCUGCGCUGUGGAGUGCUCCAUGGAGUACUGCCGAAUCCUCUAUGACGUCUACCCCACUAAGAAACUGGUCAACUACAUUGUUAGUGAUUCAGAGUUCCACAUUCUGAACAGCUGGAGGCAAGAGGACCAAAGCACUCAUGAGCUUAUGUCUGCUCUGGCAGCUGUGGGGCCACCUAACCCACGGGAAGACCCAGAGUGUUGCAGCGUCUUGCACGGCCUGGUGGCAGCGGUAGAGUCGCUGUGUAAGAUCACGGAGUACCAGCACGAGGCGCGCACCACCCUCAUGGACACGGCCGACAGGGUGGCCAACAGGGGGCGCAUUAUCUGCCUCACAAACGCAAAGAGUGACACCCAUGUGAGAAUGCUAGAGGACUGUGUGCAAGAGACCAUACUAGAACAAAACAAGAUGGCAGCCAGCUCGGACAGACUGAUGCCCAUCCAGCAGUGUGAGCUGGUACUUGUCCACAUCUUCCCUCAGGGGGAGGACACCCUAGUCUCAGACCGGCCGAAGAAAGAGGUUUCCUCUCUGCUGACCAGCGAGGUCCACAGUGUCAGGGCCGGGAGGCACCUGGCCACCAAGCUCAACAUUUUGGUGCAGCAGCACUUUGACCUGGCCUCCACCACCAUCACCAACAUUCCUAUGAAGGAAGAGCAGCACGCCAACACAUCAGCGAACUACGACGUGGAGCUCCUGCAUCACAGAGAUGCCCACCUUGAGUUCUUCAAAAGUGGUGACCUGCACAUGGCUGGUAGUACAAGUAGAGACAGUGGACUUAAGGAGACAGUGACUCUUAAGUGGUGCACUCCGCGCACCAACAGUGUCGAACUGCAUUACUGCACCGGAGCCUAUCGGAUCUCACCUACAGAUGUCAACAGCAGACCCUCAUCCUGUUUGACCAACUUUCUGCUGAACGGUCGCUCAGUGCUGCUGGAGCAGCCCAGGAAAUCGGGGUCAAAGGUCAUCAGCCACAUGCUGAGCAGCCACGGCGGUGAGAUCUUCCUGCACGUGCUCAAUAGUACACGUUCAACCCUGGAGGACCCGCCCUCCAUCAGUGAGGGCUGCGGAGGUCGGGUGACUGACUAUCGCAUCACUGACUUUGGUGAAUUCAUGAGGGAGAACCGUCUGACUCCUGUCCCCGAGACCUUGGAUGCUGACGCUUCUGAAAAAAUACCAUCGGAGAGGGCAAAAGCCCAGCUGGAACGUCACACUCGCUACUGGCCAAUGAUAAUCUCCCAGACCACCAUCUUCAACAUGCAGGCGGUGGUUCCCCUGGCUAACCUCAUCGUGAAGGAGAGCUUGAGUGAGGAGGACGUGCUGACCUGCCAGAAAACGGUUUACAACCUGGUGGAUAUGGAGAGGAAGAAUGACCCUCUACCCAUCUCCACCGUCGGAUCCAGGGGCAAAGGCCCCAAAAGGGACGAGCAGUAUCGCAUCAUGUGGAACGAGCUGGAGACUCUGGUGAAGACCCAUGUGGGGGGCAGCGAUAAACACCAGAGGGUUCUGGACUGCAUCAGCGCCUGUCGCAGCAAACCUCCCGAGGAGGAGGAGAGGAAGAAACGGGGGAGGAAAAGGGAAGACAAGGAGGACAAGUCGGAGAAGAACUGCAACAAGGACACAGAGGAUAAGAGCUGGCAGGAGUCGGAAAGGCUGAAGGGCGCUCUAGACCGUGAAAAGGAGGAGCAGGUGGAGUCUGAGGUCAUAAAGGAUUCUCCUGAUUCCCCAGAGCCUCUCAACAAGAAGCCCCGUUUGGAGGAGAUCCAACUACCUGAAAAAGCCAAAGGUCCGGUGUCCCUACUUACAAUGUGGACUAACAGAAUCACCGUGGCCAACUCCAGGAAGCACCAGGAGUUUGCUGGAAGGAUCAGCUCUGUGAACAAUAAGGCAGAGUUAUAUCAGCAUCUUAAAGAUGAGAACGGAAUGGACCUUCAUGAGAACGGGAAAGCCGCCAGAUGAUGUGACCAGUCCCUAUGCAGGAUAGUCCACUAACACCUUACUCUAGCAGGAGUGCGGGCGAGGACCAGAGGUCAUGUCAAUCUGCGGCAUAUGGACAGUCCUCCCCUAUUCUGUCAGAUGGACAGCGGAGUUAAACAUUGGAUUUUCUAAGAAAUAUUUUUGCUUGUUUUUUUUUUUUACCCACGUUUGUAUAGAUAAGCUCACAAAUUGUGUGAAGCAAUGAAGUUGUCAACAGGCAGUAUUUUUUUCUGUGCCACUGUAUCUUUCUCUAAAAUGUGUUUUUCUAAUGGAGCCAGUGGAACAUUAAUGGUUUAAUGCCCCGAUAUUAAACAGUGCUUUUUUUGCCAGUGAGUUAGAUAUUUGUCUGUAAUAUCAUAUCUAUGAUGGAAUAAAAUGAAGCAAUACGA
Molecule: messenger RNA, 2895 nt
Organism: Esox lucius (northern pike)
Lineage: Eukaryota; Metazoa; Chordata; Actinopteri; Esociformes; Esocidae
Gene: ints13
Product: integrator complex subunit 13
Exons: 17
Coding region: 377-2488 (703 amino acids)
Biological process (GO): centrosome localization; regulation of mitotic cell cycle
Cellular component (GO): integrator complex
Source: RefSeq, a predicted model, not a curated record